AUGUUUCCGUUACCCAAGUUGCUGAGUGAUGCCCCAGUGUCUCUGGUCGGCCUGCUUCCGGGGGCUGUCGUAGCCGGUGUGUUUGCGUAUGUGAUAUACCAGAGAUACUUUCAUCCCCUUGCUGCGUACCCGGGGCCCUUCUGGGCGUCCCUCACGGACUUAUGGCAGGUGAAUGAGUUUCUUUCGCUACAGCAGCCGUACAAUCUGACUGAACUGCACGCGAAAUAUGGGGAGUUCGUGCGUUAUGGGCCAGAUAAGUUGAGCAUCACGGCCGAGGAGGUCGUUCCUCUGGUGUAUCAGAAGGGCGGGCGGCGACUGCCCAAAACGGAGUACUAUGACGCGUUUGGGGCCAAGAUACCGAAUGUCUUUGGCAUGAGAGAUGUUGAACUUCACUCCAUCCGUCGACGUCAUAUGUCCAACUCCUUCUCGUUAUCCAGCGUCAAGGGCAUGGAGCACUACCUCGACGACAACGUCAAAAUCCUCCGCGAAAAAGUCACGCAGUUCGCGAGAGACGGCGAGGCCUUUGACCUCAAGAAGCUGCUGCAGUACUACACCAUCGACGUCCUCGGCGAGCUGGCCUUCAGCCGGUCCUUUGGCGCGCAGGUCUCGGACGAGGCCGAGUCCCUCGUCCCACCUGUCGUGCCGCAUACGCUGCUCGGCUCGACGACGGGAUCGUGGCCGGCGAUGACGCAGACGCUGAAGAAGUGGCUGCCGGCGAUCCCGCACAGUGGGCUGCGGUGGUUAUUUGAGGGGCGCGCCAAGUGUGCGCGGUUGGCGGCUGAGUGUGUUGAGAUACGGCUUGGAGAGGUGGAUCGCGACGCGGAGAAGGGGAGCAUGCGCAGGACUGAUUUGUUGACUAAUUUGAUAUUGGCGAAGCAUCCUGAUACUGGGGAGAGACUGGCGAAGAGUGAUCUUGAGGCGGAGGCUUUUGGGUUCAUAGAAAAGGCGGCUUAUUCAGUCACGGAAGUUGAGAACUCGCUGCCGUUUCUACGAGCGUGUGUAAAGGAGAACUUCCGACUGACUCCAGUGUUUACCAUGCCGCUAGCAAGGCGCGUGACAGCACCAGAGGGCAUCGUGGUUGCAGGACGCCACAUCAAGCAAGGGACAUCGGUUGCUGUCUGCAACCACGCAUUCCACCACAACCCCCUUGUCUGGGGCGAUGACCACAAUUUGUUCGACCCAUCGCGCUGGGAUCAAGAGGAGAUUGCGGAACGAGCGCGGUAUCUCAUGCACUUUGGCCUGGGCAGCCGCCAGUGUAUUGGGAAAGCACUUGCUCAGACCAAUAUCUACAAACUUGCCAGCACACUAUUGCAUGAAUUUGACUUCCAGCUUGCCGAUUCGCAAGAAUUGGAGGAAGUUUCCAAAGGGCGCUUCUUGGGGAGACUGCCUGAUAUGAUGAGUGUUGGAGUGAGUGAUCUGAAGGGACCGCUGAUGGUUAUAGCGAAGACUAGAACUUAG
Colletotrichum siamense is the source of this 1458-nucleotide messenger RNA. It is a transcript of the gene gsfF-3, whose product is annotated as Cytochrome P450 monooxygenase gsfF. Lineage: Eukaryota; Fungi; Ascomycota; Sordariomycetes; Glomerellales; Glomerellaceae. Gene Ontology annotation, molecular function: heme binding; monooxygenase activity; oxidoreductase activity, acting on paired donors, with incorporation or reduction of molecular oxygen. The record is from RefSeq and is a predicted model, not a curated record. Bases 1 to 1458 code for a protein of 485 amino acids. The transcript is spliced from 4 exons.